This is a messenger RNA of Cynoglossus semilaevis (tongue sole), 2991 nucleotides long. Its product is annotated as histamine H2 receptor. Gene Ontology annotation, cellular component: membrane. Gene Ontology annotation, biological process: G protein-coupled receptor signaling pathway. The record is from RefSeq and is a predicted model, not a curated record. NCBI's taxonomy places the organism in Eukaryota, Metazoa, Chordata, Actinopteri, Pleuronectiformes, Cynoglossidae. Gene Ontology annotation, molecular function: G protein-coupled receptor activity. The coding region runs from base 664 to 1683 and encodes 339 amino acids. The transcript has 3 exons.
UUAUUUUUUUCUCUGGUAUGGCAGGUGAAACAAUAAUAAAUUGUCAACAACUUUCUUCUUGUAGUUAUACUUUAAAAUAUGGAACAUUAAUACUGUACUUAGAAUAUACAUAGUACGUAUCACUGCCAUCUCUGUUGCAAUUAAUUGCUGGUAAAACAAAAAAGCAACAUUUGGGUGACAUAUUUAACAUGAAGUUCAAUAAAAAGUACAUUUAAAGAACGAGGUCACAGGGUGGGGUGAGGAGGGGUUUCAUCAUACCUGUCUUUGUCUGCCACAAAUAACCCCACUAAGACAGAUAUAGUUCACCUUAGUUUGCAAUCAUGGAUAUAAAUGAUUUGUGUUACUCUGCCGCCCCUUAAACAUCAUUCUUCAUCCAUACAAUUUUUAAAUAUUUAAAAAGUUGUUUUUUUAUGUGGCAAUGGAAAAUAAAAGCAAAGUCCUGAUAAGCUGGUGUCUGACAAGUGUGUGUCAGCAGAGUGGCAGUUGUCCUGGUCAAUAAUUACUGCAGGUGUGCUGCUGAGGAGCUCCGUUGAAGACACUUGUUGCUGCAGUGCGACUUUACUCUUACUGUUUCUCUUGUCUGAGUUCAGACAAAAUGCUGUCCGUCGGUGGUUUAUGACUCGGUCGCGUCCAUGCGACUGUGGGAAUAAAUAAAGCAGAAGUAUGUUCGAGUCUGUGAACCUGUCGAGAUCUGAUGACUUAAACCUGUCAGGUGUGGAGCUCACUCACCGCUCCAUCAAAGUGAGCAUCAUCAUCACCCUGGGCGUCAUCAUCACUUUAGGAAACAUCGCCGUUCUCCUGGUCAUCACUUCGUCCGUGGCCGGUUGGUCCAGAAGUUCUCGGUACUUUCUGCUGUCCCUCACCGCCGCAGACUCAGCCUUCGGGCUGCUCGUCAUGCCGCUGAACCUCAGUGUGAGUCUGCUGAAGGACUACAGUGAAGGUCCAGAUCUCCUCUGUCACAUCGUGGCCUUCUGCAACGCCACUAUCUACUCCACCUGCAUGUACACUCUGGCCACCAUCAGCCUGGAGCGGUACAUCGCAGUAUUUUACCCCCUGCAGUACUCAUCUCUGAUGACCAGAAAAAGGACGCUGCUUCUCAUCGCCUUCUCCUGGUGCUUCCCUCCAUGUUUACUGGCGCCAAUAACAUUCCCUGAUGGAAUCAUCGAGGUCCACUUCUCCAACGCGUCACUGGUCUGCAAUCCGUCCUACUCCACCAAUGUGGGCUACUCCAUAAGUUUGACCUGUUUCAUAUUUUUCCCCUGCUCGGGCAUCAUGACCUUUGCCAACCUGAGGGUGUGGUGCGCUGCCAAGAGGCAGAGACUGAAACUGCGCAAAUACUACUGUGAGCGUCGCAGCAGGCACAACGUGGCGUCCAGGGUGUUGGUGCCGGUGAUGGCAGCCUACUACACCUGCUGGACACCGUGCAUGGCAGCUAUGAUCUAUAAUGCAGUGGACUUGUCUGGAAGGUUGCAGAUUCAAAUCCACCAGCCACCAGGUUCCACUGAGGUGCACUGGGCAUGCAGUCUCGGGUCAGACCGUAUCAGAGUGGAUAGAGUUUGUCAUUGUAUGGCUACCCGCCUGCAAUGGCUUCCUGAACUGUAUCUUCUAUUUCUGGAUCAACCGGAGCUUCCGGAGAAAAUUUCACCUGGUCCUCCAGAGGUUGACUGUGUCCUUGUGUCCUAAACUGGCCGAGACUCUGGGAUGCUGCAACAUGUCCAAAUCACAGUUUGUGACUGUUCUGGAUAACAACAACACUGUUCACGGCCGUUCUUCCAGCGUAUCCUCCACCUGCACCCUCAUCUCAGUAGUUUAGGAUUUUCGGACUCCACAAACACAAACAGUAUUGAUGCUUCUCCAUACAUUUCUUGUCAUCUUAGUUUAGUCAAGGCUGAUAACUCAAGUCAGGCUAAUCAAUAGGGUUGUAUGUAGCUGUAGGUCAGAGGUCAUAGUGGCAAUGAUUCAUGUUGUAAAAUAAAUGGGUUGAUACAAAGGCUUUAGAGGGGGCUAUUAUAAAAGUCAUUACAUUUGUGAUUAAAGUUAUAUUAAUUUGUAUAAAUUAGUUUCCUUUUAGUGUUUUAAUCAAUCCCCUUCACAAUAACAGGUAUAUUUCAUUUAUACCUUCAUCUACUAUCUUUCUUUUUUAUUCAUUCACAUUCAACAGAAUAGCUGUGACUUCUGUCAGAGUCGACCUCUGCCCAACCUUUUAAAAUGUUUUAUAGUAAGCCAUCAACCUUGUCUCCGCCCCACUCGUACCUCAAUCAUUAAUCUGUGUGCAGUUGUAUAACCUUCAGCCAUUUAAUAGUGUCUGCUGUCAGUUGUUUGGACUUUUUCUCAGUUUAACACAAAGUUUACUCCUCAUAACAAGCUAACAUAUAUAUUUUUCAAUAUCCCAGACAUUACAAUCCAAACCUCACGUAGAGUCAGUUGAAGGAUUCAAGGAUUUGUCAAGCUCGAAUUCCAUUCAUACAUGGUUGAAAGUUUUGGUGUAUUAGAGCUUGUGGAAGUUAACCUUUAACUCGCAUCAUUUCGAUAUAUGCAAGGAGAAAAGCGAUUAAACAGCAACACAUUAAAAGGUCAGCAUAUUUGUGCCAGAGAGCCAGGAAUGACUUUUGAAGCUUGGGUUGCUUAUUUAGAGAAAUUAAGGCCAAGAACGUACUUUCAGUAUCAGCGCUCCUGUCUUAGUCUGAAAAGACUCUAACUUCCUCAUCUGCUGUUCCCUUAUCGCAAUGAAAAAACAGGAGCUUAUUUCCUGAGAAAGAACCUAAAAUUCAGUACUGUUUUAUUCAAGAAAUUUUACCCGUUAUUGCUUCUUGAUGUUGUGAUCAUUGAGCAUUUGCCCUCGAUGAGCUGUAAAAAGAUCAGUGUGUUGAUUAAAACCUGGCACUAAAUUGUACAGGGAAGGUGAAAAGUGUUUUUCUUAAUUUGUAAUACUGUUUAAAAUGAUUGUUUGAUAUUGGAUUAAUUUAUUGAAUAAAGCAUUGUGCAUUUAAA